GAGAUUUGGGGUUGCGAUAGCGAAACUCGGCCCAUCGCCGCUCCGACGGGCCCCCAUGAUUUAUUCAGCAGUAGAUCGGGGCACGCAAUCGGGCUGUCAGGGAGAGCGUCAGCUUAUUAGGCAAGUUCUGCGUGAUUCCAGGAGAGGGUCUAAGCUAUAAAAAUCCCGCGCCCCGGCUCUGAUUAGUACCAAAUCUGAUCCCAAGUUCGCCAGGAGCCGGCUCCGAGGGAGAGCGAGAGGAAGGGACGCCGGGCACCGCCGAGUCCCGCCGCCGCCCGCCCUGCCCUGCCGCUGCCGCCGCCGCCCCAGGUUUGGGCCCCGAUCAUGAAGAUCCCGCUGCUGGUCUCCACGGGAAUCCUGCUGGUCGCCCUCCUGCCCUGCCAGGAGUGCAGAGCUCUCAGCAAGAGCCCGGCACCCGCCCCUGGGGCUCUGCACCAGCCAGAUUUCUUCCAGCAGCAGCAGCAGCGACAGCAGCAGCAGCAGCAAACUCUGCCCGUCCUGCUCCGCAUGGGAGAAGAGUAUUUCCUGCGCCUAGGCAACCUUCACAAGAGACCCGUUGGCUCUUUCUCCGCCUCCUCCAGCAGCACCAGCCACCUACAGCCCGAAGCCUCCGCCAGCAACUUUUUCCGGGCGGCGGUUCAACAGCUGCAGCAGCUGUCCGAGCGCUCGCCGGGGAACCGAGAGGACGGCGAAGCCGAGGGUGAGGCGGUGGAGAGGGAGAAGCGAUCCGAGGAGCCCCCUAUUUCUCUGGAUCUGACUUUCCACCUCCUGCGAGAAGUCUUGGAGAUGGCCCGAGCCGAGCAGUUAGCGCAGCAAGCUCACAGCAACAGGAAACUGAUGGAGAUAAUCGGGAAGUGAAACGGCCCCUCCCCGCCUUGCCAAAGAGAUUCCGCAGUUAGCACAAGAAUAAUUACACCGUCCGAUGUACCAUAGUGCUGCUCUGAUGUCAUCUCUUUAUUUUUAUAUAGCUUUAAACCUAGAAGGGCGUACUCCGAACAGCCUCUGUCCCUUGACUAGCAUGCACAACCGUGUACCAAGUGCAGAAACACGAGUGUCGUUUGUAACCUCCCUUACCUUUAUUUAUUUCUCCAUUUCCCAGUUAUUCUAGUGCCAUCGCUACGUAGGGAUGUGUGAGCAUUGGAAGAAAUGGUGCCAAGAAGACAGAAAACUUUUCUGUUGGGGGCAGGGAGGUGGGAGGGGGAAUCUCUGUAAGCUACUUUCAAUCCACUUUUUUUUCCUGUAAACAUUUUCACAAUAAAACAUCUUUUCAGCGCUCGGUCGAUUUGGUUGUGUAAGAGAAUGUUUAAUAUUUAUAUUUUUAAUAAAAGCUGCAAAGUAA
This is a messenger RNA of Passer domesticus (house sparrow), 1339 nucleotides long. RefSeq names its product corticotropin releasing hormone (gene CRH). The transcript has 2 exons. The record is from RefSeq and is a predicted model, not a curated record. Lineage: Eukaryota; Metazoa; Chordata; Aves; Passeriformes; Passeridae. Gene Ontology annotation, cellular component: extracellular region. Gene Ontology annotation, molecular function: corticotropin-releasing hormone activity. Bases 325 to 858 code for a protein of 177 amino acids. Gene Ontology annotation, biological process: negative regulation of epinephrine secretion; positive regulation of cortisol secretion; negative regulation of glucagon secretion.